CUGCGGUUGAUGACCGAACCAGAAGCGCCGUGAGAACCGCGCUACGAACCCGUCCCAGCGGGUGCCAUGGCAACGCCCCACGUGACCGUCCGUAAACACACGCCGCGGCGCCGGCGCGGGAUGGGCUCGCCUCGCGACGGCGGAGCCAUGCAGCACGCGCACCGAGCGUACCAGCCCGCGCGGCCGUGCGGGAGCAGAUACCUGCAGCACAAGUGGGACAAGAGUGACUUUGAGAGGCACCGCGACAAGGUGAAAUCUGCCAAAGCGACGAUCAGUACGAGCCCUCCCCGAAAGUACGGCCACCUCGAGGUCAAACUGAAGAAGCUGAAGCUGGAAGAGGAGCGUGUGUCCAAGAUCCAGCGCGACAACCACGCGCUGCUGGAGAAGAUCUCGCGCAUCAUGAGGACGACGGGGCGCGUCGACCACAGGAACGACUACAGCAGCAGGAGCCUCUGCAGCGAGAAGCGCCACCGCGAGCUGCUGCAGGUCACGCGGGAAAACCGCGCGCUGCUCGAGCGCCUCUCCCGCUGCGGAUCGCGGUACAGCGUCGCGCGCUGGCACGAGGACUGGCUGCGCAGCAACGGCUACGGGGACAUCAUCGCGCGGUACCCACGCGGCGCGCUCCCCGAGAAGCACUUCCAAGCGUCCUGCGGGUCGUCUGCCGGGGGGCUCCGACGUCACGCCACGGGCCCCUUCAAAGGCUCCACUCCCCGCUCCUCGUGCGUGGGGAGCCACAGCGGCCAUGGGCUGCACGCCCUCCAAGUCCGGCGCCACGUACUGCCAGGAGCGCGCGUGCGGGGACCUGGACACGUGCUCCACGGUGGUCGCGAGCGCGAAGAGCUCCCUCUCAACCCCCGAGUGGCCGCCCGCGAACUCGUGCGUGGAAACCGAGGGUGGGAAGCAGACCUUCCUCAGAGCUGGCAUGGGCGCGCGCCGGACGCGUGCAACGAGCUCAGCGCGGCCGCGAGCCCCGGCCCUGACCCCGCGAGCCCCGCGCGCACGCCUCGCGCCGGCCCCAGGGCCAGCAGCAGUGAGAGCGACGGCGACUCCUCGAGAGAGAGCGAGACGCCACCGCGUGAUCAGAGGAGGUGACACGAGCCUGCAGCGGUCACGUGCCACAGUCUGAAGAGCAUCCGUGCGUCCCAUCAAGUACAUGCAGACGCAAGAGUUGUGUACCGUUGUGCGGUGAUGGGAUGUGUUGUCACGUGCUGUCCACAUGGCACGCGCACGCUGACUCAGCCUUUCUCUUUGCUGUGAAACGACAAGCUAAAUUUUUGACUGUUAUUUACUCACGGGAGUAGAGUAUAACCUCGCAAUACAGUGACGUUUACAGUUUCCAAAGUGUUUAUGUUGAACAAAUUCUUCGUGUUUAGGCCUGUAUUGUAUUAUACUGUAUAUCUGAUCUCUAGAACCGAUAUACAUCACUAAGGUAUUGAUAUUGUACAAUAAUCAGACAGCACACAUAUAGGGAAAAUAUGGUCUAAAUUUGUCCUGUGCUCCAAAGAUGCAUUUAUAAAGUUAUAAAUAUACUGAUAAUGUACAUAGGCCCAUGACUGUUGUAUUCACAUAUAAAGUUAGUGAACCAAUGAGACGUUUUCUACCACAGCAAAUUUCACACACAAACAAAUAAAAUGCUAGUUAUUAAUAGAAACCCCACCAAUUCGAUAAACAUCAGCUAACAUAACAACACUAAUAAACAUGAGGGAAAAAGUGUUUCCACAACAAGAGUUCAUCCUGGCUUUGAACAAGCAUUUCCAAAUAUAGUGAGAACAUUUUAUAUAAACAUGGAUUUAUCAAGUCACUGAGAAUUAGAGAUCUUCAAUCAACAAUGCUGUUAUAGUCACAGUGUUCAAUAGCUAAUUUUCAUACACAAAUCGUUUUGUGUUACCAGAAUAUUCUUUGCUGCUGAUGCUUAUUUUACUGUGCAGCUUGAAUUUUAUUUCAUGUAUUAUAAAGCUGAAGCGUGGUGAGUGUGCGUGAUUCAUUUGUAUAAUAAAUUGUGGGAGGCAGCAGGUGGCACAGUGGUUAGCGCCAGUGCCUUGCAUUCCAAGCCCCGGUUUCAAACGUCAUCUCCUGCUAUAGCACACUUGAUCGAGGUCCGUACCCUUGCUUGAAACAUUAAAGCUGAUGCAGUAGAACGAAUAGGUAAAUCGCUGUAAGUCAUAGUAAACUUCCAGACUGCUCAUAAAUCAUGAAAGAA
Messenger RNA from Scleropages formosus (Asian bonytongue), 2200 nucleotides. It is a transcript of the gene cfap97d2, whose product is annotated as CFAP97 domain containing 2. The transcript is spliced from 7 exons. Bases 67 to 1092 code for a protein of 341 amino acids. NCBI's taxonomy places the organism in Eukaryota, Metazoa, Chordata, Actinopteri, Osteoglossiformes, Osteoglossidae. The record is from RefSeq and is a predicted model, not a curated record.